Labrus mixtus (cuckoo wrasse) is the source of this 6736-nucleotide messenger RNA. RefSeq names its product tensin 1b (gene tns1b). Gene Ontology annotation, biological process: fibroblast migration. Lineage: Eukaryota; Metazoa; Chordata; Actinopteri; Labriformes; Labridae. Gene Ontology annotation, molecular function: protein binding. The record is from RefSeq and is a predicted model, not a curated record. The transcript is spliced from 31 exons. Bases 621 to 5900 code for a protein of 1759 amino acids.
GAGCUGCUGAAAUCUUCCUGGGAAAUUCAGCUCAGUGUUUUCUCUCCGUCCUCGUUACUCAUGUGUCUCCCCGUUUGGGAGGAGGGUGAAAACGGACUGAACAAGAGGGAGGAGAAAAACCGGGCAGAAAGAGAAAGAGAGGGAAAUAGCUGUACUUUGUAGCCAGACUUUCCCUGCUUAUUCAGCGCUGAGUGCUGCACUGCGCCGUUUCCAGUUGUGGGAUGUUAAGAUUUGCCUUUGGCUGCACUUCCCCACACUCCUGCGCUCACAUAAAGACUCUUUAGACAUUUUUAUGCUCAUUUUCUUCAGAGGAGGAGGAGGAGUGAGAGAGGGAGAGACUAGCCAGACCUAUUAGUCUGGAGACACACACACAUACACACCAACUCUCUCUCUCUCUCUCUGACACACACAUUUGUACACUCCUCCAGCUCCGCGCUGCACCAAGGUAACAGUGAGUGGCUUUAGCUUUAGCCAUCUGGUCGGAGCGCAGAGGAGAGCCUCUCUGCUGAACAGAGGGGUGGGGGGGAAAGGGAAAGGACGAUGCAGCACUAGGUGGGCAGAGGAAACCAAAGAGUGAAAGACAGACGACAGACACACACACACACACGCAGUAAGACAGGAUGGCCACCGCAGUGUUUCAGGUGUCUUCAUCUUGUGUUCCAGCAACAAACUAUGAGCUGGCGCCGAGCAGCGACCUCCCCCUAAAACAUGUAGACACCAUGGGCUCAACAAAAUCCUCAAAGAGCAUGGAGUCACGGCGCAGACCAUCCAGGAGUGUGAGUCUGCUGCAGGCCCUGGAGGAGAACUACGAGCUGGACCUGGUCUACAUCACAGAGAGAAUCAUCUCCGUCUCCUUCCCCGGCAGCGUGGAGGAACAGAGCUACACCGACAACCUGCGGGAGGUCGCCUCCAUGCUGCGCUCCAAACACGGACACAACUACCUGCUCUUCAACCUCAGUGAGAAGCGUUAUGACAUCAGCCAACUUCAUCCAAAGGUGUUGGACUUUGGCUGGCCUGACCAUCAUGCUCCAGCUCUGGACAAAAUCUGCAGCAUCUGCAAAGCCAUGGACACCUGGCUGAGUGCUGACAGCCACAACGUGGUGGUCAUACACAACAAGGGCAACAGGGGCAGGACUGGAGUGGUGGUGGCGGCCUACAUGCAUUACAGCAACAUAUCUGCUAGUGCUGACCAGGCUCUGGACAGGUUUGCCAUGAAGCGUUUCUAUGAAGACAAAGUGCUUCCUGUGGGCCAGCCAUCGCAGAAAAGGUAUGUGGAGUACUUCAGCGGUCUGCUCUCCGGGCACAUCAAGAUCAACAACAAACCGCUGUUCCUCCACCACGUCAUCAUGCACGGCAUCCCCAACUUUGAGUCCAAAGGAGGUUGUCGUCCCUUUCUCAAAAUCUACCAGGCCAUGCAGCCCGUGUACACAUCUGGGAUCUAUAAUGUCCAGGGGGACAGCCAGACCAGCAUCUGCAUCACCAUUGAACCUGGACUUCUCCUGAAAGGGGACAUCCUGCUAAAGUGCUACCACAAGCGUUACCGCAGCCCGUGCAGAGAUGUGAUAUUCAGGGUGCAGUUUCACACCUGUGCUGUUCAUGACCUGGGGAUAGUGUUUGGGAAGAACGAACUCGAUGAGACAUUCAAAGAUGACAGAUUUCCAGAGUAUGGAAAAGUGGAGUUUAUUUUCUCCUUUGGACCAGAGAAAAUUCAUGGUCAAGGUGUGGACCACCUGGAAAACGGGCCAAGCGUCUCGGUUGACUACAACACGCAGGACUCCCUGAUCCGCUGGGACUCGUAUGAAAACUUUAAUCAGAGUUGUGAGGACAACACAGACGAAGUUAUACACACCGAAGGACCACUGGAUGGCAGCCUCUAUGCCAAAGUUCGCAAAAAGGAGUCUAUUGAAGGAGCAGUCACAGCAAACGGCCUCCCACCCACUGCUGCUGAACAUGCCCUACCUGCAGUUGAUCAUGCCCUGUCAGUGAGCAGCGACUCAGGAAACUCUACUGCCUCCAUCAAAACUGACCGAACUGAUGAAGCGACAGCAGCACCUCAGACGUCCACAGUGAGCCAGGCACAUGUUUCCGUAGGUGAGGAGCUUCACUCAGUCCGUCCUCACACCCCGCCAGCUCAACAACCAAUCAGUCCCCAAGAGAAACAGGAGCUGGAGCAGCUGCUGAGUGGAUUGGAGGGGCCCAUGCAUCGGCAGGGCUACCUGUCCACCCCAACCUCUGCUGUUGGGGGAAUGCUUCACCUUGUGCCUGCACAGGUCCAUGUGAAUGGGCACAGUAGCAUUGAGCGUGAGACAGACAUUUUAGAUGAUGAGCUGCCAACCAGUCAAGAGGGCAACAGUGUGGACAGUCUAGGGACGUUCUCUUCCACGGAUGGACGGGCUACUCCAGCUGAUCUUUAUUACCAGUCUGAGUCACUUAUCAAUGGCCAGGACCAUGUGCCAUAUCUAGAGCGCAGCGUCCCAGAGAAGCCUCUGGAAACCGUCCAGAAACAGACUGGCACGUCCGACAAACAUGUCACUUUGACCCAAAGUGAUUCAAGUCCAUCCACGGAUAAUUACAUUGCUAACCAGAAUGGCAAUUUGUACCGCUCUCAGUCAUUUGGUGCAGAGCCAAAGUCUAUGCCUCCAGCUCCCACCCGCACCACCAGUAGCAGGGAUGCCGUUCAACGUGGUCUCAAUGUUUGGCAGCAGUUUGGGGUACCCGAGGAGCCAGUAACUGAAGGCCUCACAUUUAGUCCACCUCCCUCUGUAGCCGUGAUGCCCAGCCACCACAGCCUCCCACAGUUUCCCCAUCGCCACAGUGCCUCCCAGCAAGAAAUUGAGCAAUCUAUUGAAACCCUUAAUCUCCUCAUGUUGGAUCUGGAACCAGGCCGUUCACUUGUGCCAAAAUCCCAAAGUGCUCCACUACGGGAAAACAGUGUUGUAGUGACUACUCAGCCGUCCUUCUCCCAGAACCAAACCAGGCCCUCCUACACUCCAGAUGCAUCAGUCCAUACACACUAUUCUGGCCCUAUGGCCACACUUGCAGGCAACUCUUUACAAGGUCAAAUGUCACCUGGAAAGCCCAGUACCCCAGAGCCUACACCUCUUCAGGGAUCUUUAAGAUACACAUCUGAAAUGGCUGGAUCCUGCCCUUCAUCGCAAACACCACCCACAGUAACUGGUCACAUCCAGCUCAAGCCCAUCAAUACCUACCCUCCAAGCGCAUUGCCCCAGUCUUCAGAGGGCUCUGAGCCCCUGAGAAGCCCGGCUGCUGCUACAGCAACACCACAGACAAGAGAAAGUGACGCUGAUGAGGUCUUCAAUGUUGAGGGUCUGGUGGCCCAAAGAGUUGCUGGUGUCCAGGCCCGCACAGUGUCCUUGGAUGAGCCUGCCACUUUGCCCCGCCGACGCAUCACCAGUGACGGACAGCACCAGAACGGUUCCGAUGAGUGUGACUCCCCUGACGUCCCGAUUCGCUCCCCCGUCCGCUGUGUUUCUCCAGAGUUUGUCAAUGCCAUCGCGAUGAAUCCUGGCGGACGACCUAAGGAGAGACACAUGCACAGCUACCGGGAGGCCUUCGAAGACUUUGAGGGUGGCCCCAUCAGUCCUACACCCACAGUUGGUGGUGAGGUGUUUCCCCAAACCCCUGCCUUCCCCAUCUCGCCGCAAACCCCUUACUUCAACCUGUGUCGGUCCCCUCCUGGUCUGGCUAAGACUCCACUGUCAGCUCUGGGUUUGAAGCCCCACAACCCAGCAGAAAUCCAUCUCAAUCAAACAGGCUCAGCACCAAGAAGCUAUGUAGAGUCUGUGGCAAGGUCUGCAGUGGCAGGAGGAGAGCAGCCAGCGCCUCCACAGAGCGUUAGCCCACCGGGAGAGACUACAGGCCGGCAGAGAAGUCCGAGUCCGCCAUCCCACACACUGAACCCUCCUCUGUCCAGCAGCAGCCCCAUCCAGAGCUCACAGGGUGAGCAGCCCUCAGCAGAGAGCAAUGUUAGCACUCCGUCCCAACCAACCACUGAUUCAGGCUUCCGCUCCCAGGCUACAGAGAGUGCCUACCCCACUCCCACCCCUUCAUAUCAAGUCCUGAAUACCCCGACUCCUUCCUACCUGGAUUCAAGCUCUCCAACCUCUUCCUACUUUGGCACUACUACCCCUAUGCUGUCCUACCUUGGCCCCAGCACCCUACUAGGGAGCUAUGGGCCCUCGGAUCCCAGUAUGCCCAACUCAGAACCCUCUCAGACAACAUUCAGCCAUGGAAGUCCCCUCGCACAGCACAGAACAAAUAUCUACAACACUGUUCAACAGCAGCACCCCAGCUCUAAUCAGAUUGAUUCCAUUUUUGGUCAGCAAGCAACACCUGCCAAUGGCUUUGAUGUGGGUAUAGUAGGGCUCGCUGGCAGUCCCAGCCUUGGUCGUCGUCCAUCUCAGGGUGCACAGAGCAGCCCAGUCCACAGCAGACAGGCCUCUUUGGGACAGGGGUCUCAGCGGAGCCCAGUUCUCAGCAGACAGCCGUCCUUGGGCCAUCCUAUGCAGAGUAGUCCUGUGCUCAGCCGACAGCCAUCUAUCACACACCAACAUGGAAGUCCGGUUUUGGGACGUCAUCCAUCUGUGUCCCAGGUGUCCCAGAGAAGCCCCAGUUUGGACCGUCACCCCAUGCACAGUGGUUACACCACCCCAGAUGAGAGACAUGGGAACCUGUCCAGACAGAGCAGCUCUUCAGGCUACCAGGGACCGCCAACUCCUUCCUUCCCUAUCUCGCCUGCAGGCUACCAGGAUGGAGGAAUGAUGGGCAUGGGUGCAGGCUUCAGGCAGGGGAGUCCAGCACCAAGUUUCCAGCCCCAGCUUCCAGAGAAGCGACGGAUGUCGAGUGGCGAUAGACCAAAUGGAGCAGUGUCCUAUGGCACAAUGAAUGGGAAGAUCAUGUCCCCAAUGAGUGGGGGAGGCACUCCUGGCUACUUCCACACCCUCUCUGACUUCUCGAGGUUCAAUAUGCCAGAUGGCAGUCCAGAGAGCAGGCUCAAUGUCAAGUUUGUCCAAGACACGUCCAAGUUCUGGUACAAGCCAGACAUCUCCAGGGAGCAAGCUAUUGGCUUGCUGAGAGAGAAGGAGCCUGGGGCCUUUGUUAUUCGGGACAGCCACUCCUUCAGGGGGGCUUACGGCCUGGCGAUGAAGGUGGCCUCUCCCCCACCCUCUGCGCAUCAGAGCAAGAAAGGUGAUGUCACUAACGAGCUGGUGAGGCACUUUCUGAUUGAAAGCAGCCCCAAAGGAGUGAAGCUGAAGGGUUGUCCCAAUGAGCCUUACUUUGGUUGUCUGUCUGCAUUGGUCUACCAACACGCCAUCACACCACUGGCCCUGCCCUGCAAACUACUCAUUCCCACUACAGAUCUCUUAGAGGAACAACCAGAGGUAGCGGCACCAAAUCCUCUGGCAGAAAGGCUGAAACAAGGAGCAGACAUCCCUGUUACCCCAGUGCAGAAGGCCCCUGCUGAUUCCCAUGCAUGCAAUGUGCUGUACAUCAACUCAGUGGAGAUGGAGUCCCUGACAGGCCCCCAGGCUGUUUCUAAGGCCAUAUCUGAGACACUGGCUGCCACUUCUCCAUCGACUGCCACCAUUGUGCACUUCAAGGUGUCAUCACAAGGCAUCACGCUGACCGACAACCAGAGGAAGCUUUUCUUCAGACGCCACUACCCUACCAACUCUGUCACGUUCUGCGACAUCGACCCUCAGGACAGGAAGUGGAGCAAACUUGAGGGAGGCUCAGCCAAACUGUUUGGGUUCGUGGCACGUAAGCAGGGAAGCACAACCGACAAUGUCAGCCACCUCUUCGCUGAGAUGGACCCUGACCAGCCUGCCAGCGCCAUCGUCAACUUUGUCACGAAGAUGAUCGGCUCACAGAAACGAUGAAAGCCGUCAGCAAACCCCUGGCGCUUUUUUAAAUGCCUUUGGUUAUUAUCUUUCCUUUUAACCACGGACACUUACUUUCUGUUUCGGACAUUUAAGCCUUCGGAUCUACGCGUCACCUUAUUUUUUUCCUGCUCUUUUACAUUUGUCUUUGUGUCUGUGUGUGUAUGUAAGCAAAUGAAAGUGAAAAAAAAGAUGAAGUGAGUGUGCGUCUGAGUGUGUGAGCGGCUUGCAUGCAUGUGCUUUUUCUUCUUGGGUGGACUCCAGAACGGACCAGAGGAAGUGCAGGAUGGGGAAGGGCUGUGUGUGACAAUGGGACGGGAGGCGGAGCUGAUCUCCCUGGCAGGGUAAUUUGUGAACAGGAAGAGGGAAUGACAUAGUGUGUGCAAAUGUUAUUUUUUUAGCAAUUGUCUCAUUUUUUAAUUUUUUGUUUAAAGAAGAAGUCAAGUUGUGCGAUGUAAAGGUGGAUUGUAAAUCUAUCAGGCUUUUUGACUGGUCAACCAAAGAUUUUAAAAAAGUAGUCAGGGCACGGAUAGUGUGCCACUGUCGGAGGGUCAGAAGUAUUCUUUUUGUAAAACAAAUAUGGCUGCUUAAUCAAAAAUACUGAACUGUCUCUUUUCUGUAUGUACUGAUACUGUAGGUCAAUUCUGCACCGCUGCAGACAAUGUUUGCAGCUGGUUACGUCUCUGUAAAUAAUCUAGAUCGCUUUAUGAGUAGGACUGUUAUUGAUAGACAUUUGGUGCCUGACUUUAUUUUGUAACGCAGAGCUUUUUAAGAAAAGAAGAAAAAAAAAACACACCACUCUUCCAGGCUGUCUUAAAUAUGAAAAUAUGAAAAUA